Molecule: messenger RNA, 2199 nt
Organism: Chara braunii
Lineage: Eukaryota; Viridiplantae; Streptophyta; Charophyceae; Charales; Characeae
Source: the annotation of a GenBank genome assembly
GUGCAUAGUUCAUUGUGCGCUCUGUCGUUGCCCAUACCUCGGCGUCGGAAUGGCGCAGUACCAGGGAGAGCGCCCCAGUAAACGGCGAAGUUUUCAGAUGCAACGUGCGAGAACUCCAUUGGCGCCAGAGCUGGAGCCAGGCAGCGGACUGUCAACAAGGUUCCCUCUUACGGGAGCCUUGAAUCUCGUCGGUCCCUCUUUUGGAAAUAAUGAUUGUUCCGCUGGGUACAGGUUCAGAACAUACGCGAACUCCGACGCCAGACCCGUAAGCAAUUCGUCUACAUUUUCUCUCGCCGAGGAGGUCCUGUCUUCUUCGACUGCUGCUCGCGUACAUUCUCGUGCGGUAAUUCCUUACACGAUGCCUCCCGCCGGAUGGAUGCCUUGGAACUCACUCGCCGCCGAGAGCCAGUCCAGAAGGACCAACGACAGUCUGGAUGGAAGCCGAGACUCGCGAGCUGUCGACUGCAGUACCAACGUGUUCAUGUUUGGAAAAGAAACUGCAAGAUGGAACCCCUACCUUUCGAGUUCCCCCUACUCUAUUUCGGAGUUUGGGCAUUCCGGUGGCACAAGGAUAGAAGGGAAGAGUUGGAAAACGACCGCGAGCGUGGCUACAAAUGUGGCCUUAUCCGUAGGAGCGGUCGGUGACAUCGUGCCAUGCCAGACGUCAUUACCGGCAAGAGUCAGGGUGCGGGGUGCUCCGAGAAUCGUGGGUGCGAGAGCUUGGAGGAUUGAAGCAGCCAAAGAGGGUGUUGACGGUCGCUGCGGUUUGGUAAUGCCGUCUACGGUUCCUCGGAGGACGGGAAUGCCUCCUUGCAAGGAAGCUCCCCCGUCUGACACGGUGAUGGCCAUCAAGGACGCUGACAAUAUACGAACGGGUGAAGAUGUCGUCCAGUUUUACGCUCGGCAUGGCCAAGACAGCGGGGUCAAGUUCUUUUAUUGCGUCAGAGCAGAUAAGGAUAUCGGCUUUCGGCCGUACGAUCUUGUCGUUGUCGGGCGCGAUCGUAUAACCCCUGAAUACUUCACCAUCUCUGCAUCUGGGGUUGUCCAUGUUCGCCAGGAUAAGGCGAGUGAGUUCACCGCCCUGGGGGAGUGGAUGAGGGAGCGCUUCUGCUUCAAUGUCCUCAGACGACUUAGAUUCUUCCGUAAUUACCUCGUCCAGAAGACAUUUGCAAUGUGGCAUCGGUACGUCAGGCACAAGCUCUAUUUCCACGUGCGCAGCCUGAUAAUUGGGCGGCUCUUCUUAGCCAAACCAACGUUCUGCAGGGCUCUGGCGGAGGUCCACACCUACGUCCAUGACGUCGAUAGCGUGGCACUCAUACAUGUCGUGGCUAACCACCUGUACACUUUGGAUGAGUUUUCGGAUUUGCAAAGCCAGUUGCGAAACCAGAAAGCUACGCCUGCGCUUGACGCCUGCGUGGAGAAGGUGCAACAGGUGCUUGAAAAAAUAUGCAGGGAUGUGUCCAAGCAGGCAAGACUGUAUCAGGUAACGUGAUUAAUGACUGCCAACCAUCGUAACUACAUACCAUACCCGCGCCCCAAGAAGAUCGAUUCGUACCGGGACUCCGAGAAAACCGAAUCCUUCCUCGCUUAAUCCAUUGUGAACGACCAUCUCGCAGCCCGAAUAACUAGAACCGAAUUGGUAUUUUGGAAAAGCCUGAAAUUUCGCUGUGCAUAUCACAUUUUGAAAAUCUGGUCUGGCGAGCGCUGGUAAGGUACGUGUUGCGUCCAGUAGGUGCCCAUGGAGUUUUAAAUGUUGUUCCCAUACUUCAUUGCUUAAUGUGUACUUGAUUGGAAUCGUCCUUCCUGCUCUCGGUUAAAUGCAAAUGCUCCGAACUCCAGGGAACAUCGAGUACAGCACACAUUGUGCUCUGUUUUGGAAGAAACCCUACGGCCUGCCGUCCGUUGUCUCCUGCAUCUCCGUUUAUUUCGUUGCGGUCACGGCCUCUCCCAUUCUGCAGAACAGUAGUACAGCGCCCCUUCCACUAGCACGCUAGGUUGAGUGAUAUACCCGAUGACUACUACCCCUCCCCUUCGCCUCCUCCCAAGUCCAGUUAUUGUCUCACUUGCCUUCGCCUGCCGGGCACCCAUGAUCAUCCUUUUCCUCCUCGUCCAACGUGCGACCUCUUCCAGAUCAUGACAUCCAGCAGGGAGUCUUGCAGCGUCGUGCUGUGUCUGAUGCAAUAAAGUCUAACGAGCUAG